AACGGUGAAAUUAAUGACCCUAACUUUUUUAUUUUCUUUGGUGUAAUUGGUGCACAUUUUAUUCAGUCCCUCAAUAAAUGAUAUUAUGAUUAAUUCCAAACAACCCCAAUGGACACUCCCUCCAUUAGGUAUCUUCUCCAUCUUCAAUUUCUCCCAUCAAAUUUUCCUCUAUAUAUACCUAUUAAAACCUCACUCUCCAUACAGUUUAAUCAGUUUAUUUUACCCAAACCCCAAGCAAAAAGAGGCAAAAAAAAAAAAUGUCACUUCUGAAAAGAGAAAAAAUGACAAGACCAACAAGGUGGAGUCCAACUCCAGAACAAAUUAUGUUCUUGGAAGAAAUGUAUAGGAAAGGUUUAAGGAACCCAAAGGCUACACAAAUACAAAGUAUCACUGCCCAUUUGUCUUCUUUUGGGAAAAUUGAGGGGAAAAAUGUGUUUUAUUGGUUUCAAAACCACAAAGCUAGGGACAGGCAGAAGCUUAAGAAAAAACUCCUUGCCCAAAUGAACCAACAACAAAUUUUAGCUCAAUAUCCCAUUGAUGCUCAUAGCACUACUACUACCAGUAAUUCCAAUAACACCAACACAAAUGAGCUCUUUCACUGCCCUACUGAGCAGUACCCUCAAUAUUCUUCUUGUGGUGUUAAGCAAAUAUGCCCUUUUACAUCUACUGGACUUCUUCAAGAGGGUGGAAUCAAAGGUGCAUCAUCUCAAGUAAUGACUUACCACCUAUAUCCAAUGGAUCUCUCAAGACCAGCUGAGAAUAUGGAAAAUUGCAUGAUACCAUAUGGAAAGGAUUGGAUCGUGAUGAUGAACAUUAGUCCUAAUAAUUUAGCUUCUUGUGUCAAUAGACCCCUCAAAACCCUACCACUUUUUCCCAUAACCGAUGGCCUCAAGGACCAGACUACAUCUCCUACUUUAAGUCUAGGAGUUUAA
This is a messenger RNA of Lycium ferocissimum, 932 nucleotides long. Its product is annotated as WUSCHEL-related homeobox 3-like. The record is from RefSeq and is a predicted model, not a curated record. Bases 258 to 932 code for a protein of 224 amino acids. Gene Ontology annotation, biological process: plant organ development. Gene Ontology annotation, molecular function: DNA-binding transcription factor activity; DNA binding. NCBI's taxonomy places the organism in Eukaryota, Viridiplantae, Streptophyta, Magnoliopsida, Solanales, Solanaceae. The transcript is spliced from 2 exons.